Messenger RNA from Centruroides sculpturatus (bark scorpion), 1362 nucleotides. It is a transcript of the gene mRF1, whose product is annotated as peptide chain release factor 1-like, mitochondrial. NCBI's taxonomy places the organism in Eukaryota, Metazoa, Arthropoda, Arachnida, Scorpiones, Buthidae. The coding region runs from base 88 to 1299 and encodes 403 amino acids. Gene Ontology annotation, biological process: translational termination. The transcript is spliced from 7 exons. The record is from RefSeq and is a predicted model, not a curated record. Gene Ontology annotation, molecular function: translation release factor activity.
UGUUAGUAAACAUGUCUGAAUUGAUACACGUGAAAAGAAGUUGGUUUUAACGUUGCUUAUUUAUUUCAUUUCUUUUUGUAAAUAAACAUGAGAUACGGUUUGGUAUUUCAUUCCACUGCCUUAAGGUAUCUGUACAAAAAUAUUUUAAAUAGAAAAUUUUUACAGUUUCAAACCAAGCCGAUAAAACUUUUAUCUAAUGUAGAAUCAUUUCGUGACAUAUACGAUAUUCCUCUUGAUUACGAACCUUUAAAUAGGCAUUUUCAGUUAAUUAAAGAAGAAUAUGAGAGUCUUCUCAAGGAACAGUCGAACGAAUACAGUAAACGCUUGGACGAGCUAAAAUCAAUUCUGUAUAUCAUUCAAGAAAUUGAAAGUACCAAAAAUGACUUAACGGAGUUGGAAUCUCUUAAAAAAUCAGUUGAACCUUCAGAUAAAACUUUAAGAAGUGCAAUUGAUGUUGAAUUCAGAAAUUUUAUGACAAGAUUGAAUUCUUUGAAAUGUCAGAUUUUUGAUUCACUUGUUCCUUCUGAAUAUAUUGAUAAAAAAGAUAUAACAUUGGAAAUAACUGCUGGAGUUGGUGGAAAAGAAUCAACUUUGUUUGCAAAAGAUUUGUUUGAUAUGUAUUGCAACUUUUCAAAAUGGAAAGGAUGGAAUUAUCAAAUAUUACAAUAUGAUAAGAGUGAUUUAGAUGGUUUAAGGUCGGGAGUUAUUAGCGUGAUUGGUAAUGAUCCCGGAAGAUUCUUUAAAUUUGAGGGUGGCGUCCAUAGAGUUCAGAGAGUGCCAAAAACAGAAAAAUAUGGCAGAAUUCACACUAGUGUUUGUACUGUUGCAAUACUUCCUCAUCCAUCUGAUGUAGAAAUCAAGCUAGAUCCGAAAGAUCUGUUGAUAGAAACCAAAAGAGCCAGUGGGGCAGGAGGACAGCAUGUUAAUACUACAGAAAGUUGUGUACGUGUAACACAUCUUCCUUCAGGAGUAAUGGUUGAAAGACAAACAGAGAGAGAACAACACUUAAACAAAAAAUAUGCACUGGAAGCUAUACGCUCUAUUUUAUAUCAGAAACAACUUCAAGAAGAAGAAUCCAAGCAGCAUUCCAAUAGGAAACUUCAGAUAGGUACGGGAGCCAGAUCGGAAAAAGUUCGAACGUAUAACUUCAUCCAGGAUCGUAUAACAGAUCAUCGAAUUGCCGAAAACGUUUACGGAAUGGAAGAAUUUCUGAAAGGGCAACAGAAGUUUGAGAAAUUGGUAAUGAUGCUGUUAGAUUUUUCCAAGUUAGAGAGGUUAUUAGAAAUCCUCCAUCGUUAAAACGUUCUUAUCAUCACCAAAAAUCAAUUCAUUGUAAAAAAUAGUAAUAAAAUACAUUUUUAG